Molecule: messenger RNA, 716 nt
Organism: Saccostrea echinata
Lineage: Eukaryota; Metazoa; Mollusca; Bivalvia; Ostreida; Ostreidae
Exons: 1
Coding region: 260-703 (147 amino acids)
Source: RefSeq, a predicted model, not a curated record
UGAUGUGAUAAAAACAGAUCACUUUGAUUUUUAAUGAAGACCCAAGUUAAUAAGCUAAUUGAUGAAGCAAUGAUAAUUGAGAUCAGUUCACUUUGAAAUUUUAAAUAAGCUAAGCUAUAAUAAUUAGUGUAAAAUAAAAUGAUGUACUGAACUUGUCCAAUGAUGCAGUCCAAGCUGUAACUACAAGAACAACACAAGCUUCAAAACAGUAUAUAUAUAAGGAUGAAAAUGAAGAAGCAUCAUACUUCACCCAUCAACAAUGGCAAAUGCACAGCUCAACGUGAAAUUCAUCACAAACAGGAGAGGCGGCCAAAAUUUAUCCUUUCAAGGCUUUAUCUACAGAAUUCAUCGCAGAACAGACACCAAACUCUUUUGGAGAUGUGUUGUUGCAGGAUGCUCAGCUGGCCUCUCUACAGAAAACAACGUUCCCAUAGGAUUUGGAAGACAGCUCCACACCCAUCCUGAAGAUCACACCGAAGUUGUUGCCAAACAGAUCAUGAACCAGAUUUCAAGGCGAUGCACAGAAGAAGUAAAACCUAUACCUUCCAUCUUCACAGAAGAACUCAACAGACUGCGAGACGAUGAAUGGGACGACACCAGCAGAGAAGUGAUAGAGAGAUUGCCAACGUUCAACACGGCCAAGUCCAUCGCUUUACAGAGCUCGCCGGAAACAGACUCCACCACUUCCAAAGACACCUGCUGACAUUCGACUAGAA